UGCUGAGAUAAGAAUUGCAGACAAUGAGUCGCCGCCUAGCUUCACGAAGGUAGUGGUGUUUGCGGUACAGUUGAUCUCAUCUGUGCUCACACCAAGAACUGUCGACAUUGCCUGAACUACAAUAGCGAUGUAUUCAUUGUCGCUAAUUGAUCCCAUUAUGACUGUUUUAGAAUUUUUGACGACUGUGCCGCUUCAAACAUUCCAGCUUUAAGGCUUAUUUAUAAAUCAUUUCGUCGCCGCAAUACACGCAUGGAUCGCAACGAUUUGAGUAUAUAUAUUUGUCAUAGCAUUCAAGGUUAUAUGACUCUUGUAGCGGGGCCGAGAAAUCCGGCUUAGCCUGAGCAAUAAGUAUUUGUAAUGAUGUUUCGCCUCACAACACAUCUUUGCCGUUCGUACGUGAGAGACUAGUGCUGAAGCUGACCUAGCUACUGUGUAAAUUAUCAACUUGAACAUCACAAUGGCAACUUUGAAGAUUGCCAUCAUCGGAGGUGGCCCAGCUGGCCUCACAUUGGCAAAGCUGCUGCAAAAAGCAAACAUAGGUUGUAAGGUAUUCGAAAGGGAUGCAUACCGCCAUGCGAAGAAUCGUGGUGGCUCGUUGGACCUUCACCCGGAGUCUGGGCAACGCGCCCUAAAAGAGGCCGGUCUACUCGAUGAGUUCAAGAAGCUCUCCAGGCCAGAGGGUGAAACUCUGCGAAUCUACUCUCCCGACGGCAAUGUUCUUAUGGAUGAGAGCAGAGGUGAGCCCGGCCGUCCCGGAGAGUUCGCCAACAGGCCCGAAAUCGACCGCACGCAAUUACGCGACCUGCUCUUAGAUUCGCUAGCACCUGAUACAAUAGACUGGAACUCAAGACUUCUCAAAAUCCGUGCCCAGGGAGAUUCAAAGCUAGCCUUGCUUUUCACUAAUGGUAAUGAAGAAGGCGACUUUGACCUAGUCGUCGGUGCCGAUGGGGCUUGGUCUAAAGUCCGAUCAAGCGUAAGCGAAACCGAGCCUUUAUACUCGGGUAUAAGCGGCCUAGACUGUCGCAUUUCCGAUGUGGACGCUAGGUUUGAAGAGCUGUCCGCGCACGUGGGACAGGGAAUGUGUCUCAAUCUGGGGUCGGACAAGGGCCUUCUAUGUCAACGAAAUGGCGAUGGCUCGGUUCAGCUCUAUGCUUUCGCCCGGCUGCCGAACGAGUGGUUCUCCACAUGCGGGAUCGACUUCACUCAUCCCAGGGCACGGCAAGAGGUCGUUGAUGCACUUUUCCCAGAAUAUACCGCCCUGCAGAAGUCUCUAGUGCUCAACAGCGAUCCAGAUACUGUAGGACGACAGCUCUAUAUGCUUCCCGUAGGAUUUCAGUGGACGCAUAACCCAAGGAUUACACUCAUCGGAGAUGCUGCGCAUUUGAUGAAUCCAUUUGCGGGAGUCGGCGUCAACGUAGCUAUGGAAGACGCAUUAGAGCUUGCACAUGCCAUUAUCGGGGAAAAGGUUGAGGAAGAACAGCUAUCAUCAUUAAGUGUGCGCCUCCAGAAGUUCGAAGUCGGGAUGUGGAAACGAGCGAAGCAAAAUGCGGAAGCUACGGUGAUGUACCAAAACCUCUUUUUCCAUAAACGAGGCGGUGUCGCUAUGGUGGAGCAUUUCGCGAAAAGAAGGCAGGAAGACGAACAGCAAAAUUGAUGGCCAUCCUUACUUAUAGUUACCAGUUGCAUAACCAUUCACCUAUUCUGAUCAAAAAUUAUAUGUCACAGUAAUUCCGAUAAAUCCGACCCAUUGCGACCCUCCGACGGAAAAUCCGGGAAGACAACAACCCUCGUAGCCUCAGGCAUCCCCCUUAGUAAACUCGAGGCACUUGAGUGUAGCUUAUACCUACCUAUCUAAGGUAAGGCUUUGACAGUAGCAACGAUACAGC
Annulohypoxylon maeteangense is the source of this 1886-nucleotide messenger RNA. RefSeq names its product FAD/NAD(P)-binding domain-containing protein. The coding region runs from base 458 to 1654 and encodes 398 amino acids. Lineage: Eukaryota; Fungi; Ascomycota; Sordariomycetes; Xylariales; Hypoxylaceae. The transcript has 5 exons. Gene Ontology annotation, molecular function: FAD binding. The record is from RefSeq and is a predicted model, not a curated record.